ACGCCGCUGACAUCUUCUUUGCCCAGAGCUGGAAAGACUGGCGCCUCCGUCUACCUGAUAACAUGACUCAUGAAUACCGUCUACUACCUGUCGCCUGGCUCAAGGACAUCUGGCGGCCGGAUUCCUUCUUCAAAAACGCCAAAGCCGUCACCUUCCAGGAGAUGACGAUCCCUAACCACUACAUCUGGCUCUAUCAGGACAACACCAUCCUCUACAUGGUCAAGCUGACGCUGGUUCUCUCCUGUGCCAUGAACUCCAGGUGUACCCGCACGACACCCGGAGUGCCACAUGAAGAUCGAGGCUUAUCACACACGACGGAUGACCUGGUGUUCAUCUGGGACCCGGAAGUACCCGUUGAGGUAGAGAGGAGUAUCGAACUCCCUCAGCUGGACCUGGUCAAGAAAUACACCGGCGAUUGUACUCAGGUGUACUCAACAGGUAACUUCAC
Messenger RNA from Homarus americanus (American lobster), 448 nucleotides. Its product is annotated as glycine receptor subunit beta-like. Gene Ontology annotation, molecular function: transmembrane signaling receptor activity; extracellular ligand-gated monoatomic ion channel activity; neurotransmitter receptor activity. Gene Ontology annotation, biological process: nervous system process; chloride transmembrane transport; signal transduction. The record is from RefSeq and is a predicted model, not a curated record. NCBI's taxonomy places the organism in Eukaryota, Metazoa, Arthropoda, Malacostraca, Decapoda, Nephropidae. Gene Ontology annotation, cellular component: synapse; neuron projection; membrane.